Messenger RNA from Beauveria bassiana ARSEF 2860, 2538 nucleotides. RefSeq names its product peptidase family M20/M25/M40 protein. Lineage: Eukaryota; Fungi; Ascomycota; Sordariomycetes; Hypocreales; Cordycipitaceae. The transcript has a single exon. Bases 1 to 2538 code for a protein of 845 amino acids. The record is from RefSeq and is a predicted model, not a curated record.
AUGCCUCCCGACGAGGCUGCCGCCGGUACCGAAAGUCGUGGGCCUUCGAAUUAUCUCUCCCUGAGAUCUCGUCGCUCCAAUCGCUACCUGGCCGAUGCUCAUAAGCAGUCGGCCCAGCAAGACGAACCUUCGCUGCCACAGCACCACUUCCCACCCCAACAGCUAUUGCACCUGCCGCUGCAAACUCUCGCUCCUAAAUCUUCCAAGCGAAGUCUUCGACAUAUUUUUAGCCGCUCCAAACUCACCAAGGACAAGGUUGACUUGCCUGCCACGGCUCCCCCAGUACCCCAGUCUGAUUCUCCCCCAACACAAUCCGCAACUACAGACAAGCACAGCGCCAACGUUUACAUUCCUCUUCCCUCUGAACCUCGAGAGAGCCUGUCCGCUUCUGCCAAGAGGGCCUCGUCCGUGCCGAGAGCUCGAUCUCUUCGCCGCCAAAGCCACGCCGCUCUCCCCCCUGCAUUGCCUAGCCGCAAGGCUUCCUUCCAGGACAAUGGAUCCCACGAGUCCCUUGCUGCCUGGGAAAUGCCACCUCUUUUCAAGGCAUUUCCCCAAACCAUUCGCCAGGCUACCUUACCUGCCGUAACAAUGUCGACAGAAAUGGUUCUGCGUUUACACGAAAAGAAUAUUACUGCCGCCAUCGCAGCUGAGCAGCUUACUAUGGAAGAACGCAACUCGAAAGAAAUGGCCAAGAAGAAGCACGGCAAGAACCCGUCUUUGUCUAACUUACAGUGGACUACGAAAAUCUACCUCUUGACUACUUCAGGACAUUUGCUGCAAUACUCCGGCGCAGGAAACUAUGAUCGCCUGCCAGAGAAGGUUCUCAAGCUGAGUCAUACCUCUGCUGCCUUUGUUACAGAUUCUAUUCCCGGAAAGCACUGGGUCCUUCAAGCCUCAUCCAACACGGAUCAAGACGCUAGCACCCCGACCACUGAAUCAAAGUCAAUCCUCUCCAAGCUUUCAAUUCUUGGAGGAGAAAAGCGCGAAACUGCAAACAUCUUGAUGGUAUUCGAGAACCCGAGUGAUUUGGAUAGCUGGAUGUUUACUCUCCGUGGUGAAAUUGAAAAGCUUGGUGGUAAGCGCAAGUUGUCGGAAACUGGUGUGCCUGAACGUCCUGUAGCACCAAGACAGACAACCAGAACCAUGGUCGUGCGAGACUCGAUGCGCUUUUCUAGAAGCCCCAGCCGUCCGAACACUGACGGUGACGACGACUUGACACUUAGGUUGAGCGAUUUGCAGCAUAGCAGAGACCAUAGUUUGGACGAAAUCUCCACAACCAAUAGCGUCGUAUCACAGGAUGGCAGGCAACUCGAUAGCUUGCGAGAUAGCAACGGAAAUCGUCUUUCCUUUGCUUCUGCCGAUAGGAGAACUGCCGUCACGUCGGCUGCCUCUUCUCCAGAACGCUCUCCCGUUACUGAGGUCUUUCCCCGUGACUCGAGCGAAACUUGUGAUUCCCACGAGUACACUUUCCGCUCAAAGAAGGCAGACCCCAGGCCACGGCCCAACGCUUCUGUCAUUGCCAGUCGUCGCUCCAUCAUUCAUAAUGCUGGUCUGUUCAUUGAAGCUAAAUCCGACAGUCGCAAAUCCCAGUUCGAGGAAGACUACCUCGCGCCCAAGCGCAGCGAAGCGCCCGAGCUUUGGACGGGCUCCAUUCCCCCCAACUUUAGCCUACCGCAGUCAUCGACCCGACGAUAUUCUCACAUGCGCCUCAACUCCUCCAACUCACAGUCGCCCCCUUCCCCAAACACCGCCACCUUUGCAUCGCGCCUGAUGCGUUCGAAACCGCCCCCCGUACUGCGAUCGUCGCGGCCCCUGUCCAUGGUUGCUGACCACCACUCCCCAAGAACUGAGCUGCCUGCCAGGCCACCCACUGCCGACGGCGCCAGCCAUCAGCGAUUGUCUCCCGUCAAGGAGCAGGUCAGAGAGCAGCGCCAUCGCUACUCGCGGCGACACAGCCCGCGUAGCUCGGCGGAUGGCAAAUCUGACAUUGGCUCUUCUCGCUCUAGCUUGUCUAGCAGCGAUCGUAUCACGUCUCCCACAGCCAACUAUCGAAUCAGUCCACGACGAAGUCGACCUCCAGUUGCGGGGAUGCGCAGAAAUAGCCGAGAUUAUGAUAUGCGCGCCAUGCGCACCUUCAAUCAUCUCUCCUCUAUGCCUCACGAACGGGUCAAUGCGCCAAUUUUCGCGUGGACAAGAGACUCAACACGCCGCCAAUCUACUGCAGAUUCUUUUCCUUCUGUUACGGCUGCACCACAGAUUGAAACGGUGAGACGAGCGAGCACCAACACAGGUUACACGUCGCCUGGGCACCGCCGCCAUUCGUCGGAUGAAAAGCGACUAGCCUCAAUGUUGCCGCCUAUGCCGCCGCCUCCUUCGGGUCCGCUGCCCGCGCUGCCAAAACCCGCGCCUGCCUCCCAGGCGGACAAGGACCGUACUCUACUCAACCGCCGGAGCAUGCCACAGAUGAUGCCUCCUCCAGUUCCGCCGCCGCUGCGAGAGCUGCCUCCUCUACCCCCAAUUGCAUCCUUGCGGGUGUAA